CAUGCUUCUGCAAGCUUCCACGAAGGUUGUGAAAAAAAGUUUUAAUACAGAGUUGGAUUACAGCUCUCUAGCUCAAAACACUGGCCAUUACGCUACCAUCUGAAGAGGCUGCUGUAGCACAGAGCGCAGAACAGAGCAGACUGCUUAAAUCUUCUGGACCACAGAUGGAUUUUGAAUACCUCUUUGUGCCCUGAUGGAAGAUACAGUAACUUCAUUAACUGGAACCCGUACCUGAUCACUUGUGAGAGUGUAGCUGCGUGCAUACAGAUACCAAUCUAUUUAAAGUCUUAUCAUGAUUUUCUUUCGAAUGUAUCUAAAAUCUACUCUAAGAAAUUACAGUCUCUAGGUGAAUUGUUCAAAAUAAUUGCUUAGAAGAGUGAAGAGCAAGAUAUUUACUCUCGCAUGUUGGAAUCCUUUGCGAAUUUAUAACAGAAAUUUGGAAGCUUUUCUUGUCUGUUGUGGUGAAAUGCAUUUCAAAAGAGACGCCUCCAGCUGUAUGACAACAACUGCGUAGUAACCUGCGGAAUUAAACAUCAGAAUGUACAAACCGUGGGUGACUGUGAAUAUUUUCAUGAUUUCAUUUCUGCAUUUGCUGCAAGGAUCUGACUAUGAGAAUGGAUCUGUAAAGAGGACAUCUCUGUCAGCACUGGAGCGAUCAGAGCAGCAGAUCAGGAGGGCAUCCAGCCUGGAAGAGCUCCUUCGAAUAACUCAUGCUGAGGACUGGAAGCUGUGGAAAUGCAGGCUAAAACUCAAAAGCCUGGCCAAUUUAGACUCCCGCUCUGCAUCACAUCGCUCCACCAGAUUUGCUGCUGCUUUCUAUGAUAUCGAUACACUGAAAGUCAUAGAUGAAGAAUGGCAGAAGACUCAGUGUGUGCCAAGGGAAACCUGUGUGGAAGUUGCCAAAGAGCUGGGUACGACAACCAACAAGUUCUUCAAGCCACCCUGUGUGAAUGUGUUCAGAUGUGGAGGCUGUUGCAAUGAGGAGAGUCUGAGUUGCAUGAACACAAGUACAACUUAUGUGUCAAAAACGCUCUUUGAGAUCUCGGUUCCUUUGACAAGUGUUCCAGAGCCUGUGCCAAUCAAAAUUGCCAAUCACACCGGUUGUAAGUGUUUGUCAAACACCCAGCGUCACCAGUACACCAUCAUACGAAGAUCUGUCCAGUACCCAGAAGAAGAUGGUUGUCCCUUUACGAACAAACUCUGCCAUAAUGGAUGGGUCUGGGAUAGUGACAAAUGUGAAUGUGUUGCAGACAUACAGCACUCAAACAGACGGGAAGGGCUCCCUCCUCUUGCUGAGCUGGCUAUGUGUGGACAAUACAUGGAAUUUGAUGAAGAAAAUUGUGAAUGCAUCUGCAGGCAGAAGUGUCCCACAGACUUCUUUCAAAGUAAAGAGAACUGCAGCUGCUAUCUGUGUAGAGAGAACCAGGAAAGCUGUGCUCAGAAACACAAGAUAUUUCAUGCAGAAACCUGUAGCUGUGAGGACAAAUGUCCAUCCCAACCCAGAACAUGCCCAACUGCAAAGCCAACAUGUCCCAGGCAUUGUCGAUGUCCAAAGGAGAAGAGAAAUUCUCAUGGGUCUCAAAGCAAAGAAAAUCCUUGACUCAGCUUCUCCAGUUCUCCAGAAAUCCACUGCUUUGCAAAGUAGCUGUCAAUGACUUUCAAACAGUAGUAAAAACGAACAUCUUCCACAUUAACAGCAGAAGAAUGAAUCCAGUCUGCAUUUAUUUAUUAGAGUAAUCACUAACUGUAGGUCAAUCCUCUGGGGCAUUGAUAACUGUCCUCUAAGAGGUAAAAACAACUGAUGAAAUUCUGUCUAUGUGGAAGUAAGAGCAGAAAGAGUCACUUCAAUGUCAUGCUACGGAAGAUGAAGCUGGUGUAUUGGUAACAGUCACAGUCAACAGCCAGACUUUCAGAAAUUGAGACUAGAUAAUCUUAGCCUCUGAAUCCUUAGCUAAUGCAACUGUAGGGUAAAACUUUCUUCAGAAAUUCAGUGUGCAGGAUUUGGUUUCUAAUAGGGUCAGCACUGAGUUAUUUGAUCUACUGUCCAGCUUUAAUUAUCAUUUUGAAUUUAUUGUACAACUACUGUCAGA
Molecule: messenger RNA, 2090 nt
Organism: Centrocercus urophasianus (Greater sage-grouse)
Lineage: Eukaryota; Metazoa; Chordata; Aves; Galliformes; Phasianidae
Gene: VEGFD
Product: vascular endothelial growth factor D
Exons: 7
Coding region: 539-1600 (353 amino acids)
Biological process (GO): induction of positive chemotaxis; positive regulation of protein phosphorylation; vascular endothelial growth factor receptor signaling pathway
Cellular component (GO): membrane
Molecular function (GO): vascular endothelial growth factor receptor 3 binding; chemoattractant activity; growth factor activity
Source: RefSeq, a predicted model, not a curated record